Molecule: messenger RNA, 1990 nt
Organism: Malaya genurostris
Lineage: Eukaryota; Metazoa; Arthropoda; Insecta; Diptera; Culicidae
Product: nucleolar protein 9
Exons: 1
Coding region: 92-1990 (632 amino acids)
Biological process (GO): endonucleolytic cleavage to generate mature 5'-end of SSU-rRNA from (SSU-rRNA, 5.8S rRNA, LSU-rRNA); endonucleolytic cleavage in ITS1 to separate SSU-rRNA from 5.8S rRNA and LSU-rRNA from tricistronic rRNA transcript (SSU-rRNA, 5.8S rRNA, LSU-rRNA); endonucleolytic cleavage in 5'-ETS of tricistronic rRNA transcript (SSU-rRNA, 5.8S rRNA, LSU-rRNA)
Cellular component (GO): nucleolus; preribosome, small subunit precursor; 90S preribosome
Molecular function (GO): RNA binding
Source: RefSeq, a predicted model, not a curated record
CACUCACGUCACACGUGGUUGUUGUUUUUAGUUGAUAUUAUUCAAAACAUUUGUUUUAGUUUCAAGCGGAAGCUAUCUGCGCUUUAUCUACAUGAGCAUGGAUACAUUUAAUAAGGACAUGUUGGCGGAACACAAACAAGCUUCUAACUAUACAAAAAAUCGAAACAAAAAACGCAAAUCCACUAAUAAGCGUUUUCUUCAGAAUGCAAAAGGAUUCGGUCGAAAAAACAGCUUUGGACGCGGCGCAGAGUUGGAACAAGAUGAAUAUAACUAUUUUUUGGAAAUAUUAGAGACACUGAAUGGAUUGACUGGUGAGGACGUUACCGAAGAGCGAUCAACAAUGGCAAACAAUGUGUAUGAACAGAUACGUAAUAAAGAGAUUAAAACGUCAUCCAAUCAGUUGAGUAGUCGGGUACUAGAUAAUUUAAUCGGUUUCACAGACGAAGAAACUUUUCAACGUGUAAUGACAGUUUUCGUUGAGAAUUUUCGGGUUAUGUGUUGUGACAAUUUUGCUUCACAUGUGCUACAAAAAACCUUAUUUGUUGCUGUUUUACGAGCUGCUGGAGAAAAACACCCAGAAAAAGACGCCUCGAUAGGCGCUUCAAAAAAGCACAAGUCCGACUACAGUAGGGAACUAGAGUAUAAUCUGACAAUAGAAUUCAGUUCCGCUCAUCGAAAAGCCUGUGGAAAAUUUUUGAAAAAGGUAGCCAAAUUUCUGCUGAAUAAUUUGGAAGAGUUUGUAUGGAACUCAUCCGGAAACUACGUUAUUCGACAGUGCAUUCUAAAUUUAGCUGGCAUUGCCGAAGUGAAAGUUGGAAAAGAAAAUACCUCGGAAGCUGAGAAGAUCACAGUUCCGGACAAGUGGUUUAAGUUGAUCAAUGAAUUUUGUUCACGGCUUUUGAAUUGGCCCCAGUUUCCUGAUCUUCCAUACAAAGAAUUUACUUCAGCCUUACUGCAAAGUAUUUUGAUUUCGUUGAAUCGAGCAGAGGAUAAGUUCCAACUAAAACUGAUAGGAGAGAAGUUACUGAAUGACAGUUUCUUACUCAAGAGUACCGAGCUGGAACAAACGGAAGAGAUUAUGAAACUUCCCAAAGUUUUCCAUACAGAUAGCUCAAUUAGACUACUAGAAAUUCUGAUAUUAGUAGCAGAACCCGAGUUUUUUAAAGAUCAUUUGUACAAAAGGCUUUUUCAAGGAAAUGCACUAGUGCUCAGCCAGACACGAGCCACCAAUUUCUGUAUCCAAAAAAUCUUGGACCACGUGUCUGAUAAACACAUUCUUGAACAAAUGUUCUCAGAGUUGGGUACGGGACUUGAAGAAAUUUUGCAACUAGGACACACCGGUGUAGUCGUUUCACUAGCAAAAGCUUGUUCUCGACUAACAUGUCAACAGGGAAAGUUUAUAAAACUGUUAUUUGAAGCAUUGCAUUGCUCAGAUGCAGGUGGUGAAAAACUUCUGGCAUCCGUUUUGCAGUUAAUGCCAUUAGAAAAACAAACUACUACCACAACUCAAAUACACAUCCACGGGUCGAUCGUUGUUCAGAACAUAUUGGAUUUCAAUAAACCAAUCAAGUUGGUAUCGGCUAUUCUGGAAACGAAAAAUUCUCAUUUGGCAAAAAUAUUUACUGAUCCGAAAGGGUCUUUUAUUGCUAAUGCUUUUAUCGACUCAAAAUUUGUUGGAGAGAAAUCUCGUGAUAAGUUGAUUCGACAUUUGGAGGGAUGUUACAUGGAUUUGGCACUGUCUUCGCACGGAUCGCGUGUUCUGGAACUGCUGUAUGAAGCUGCUGGUUCAUCCCCGAAAGAGACUAUUGUGCGAGAACUGUCUGAACGAAUUGCUCAACUCAAUAGCAAACCGUGGGGAGCGAUUGUCAAUCGAAAACUUCGGGUGGAAGUCUACCGACGCAAUCCAUCGCAGUGGAAAUCUGUAUUGAAGUCCCCUGGAGAACACCUAGUCAUUUCUGACACAGUCACUCGAGGAAAGAAGCGUAAGUAA